Molecule: messenger RNA, 329 nt
Organism: Cetraspora pellucida
Lineage: Eukaryota; Fungi; Glomeromycota; Glomeromycetes; Diversisporales; Gigasporaceae
Source: the annotation of a GenBank genome assembly
UUCUUGAUGGUUGGACGAGUGGAUUACACCAUUCUUAUUAUACAUUUGUUAUUAUUACUCUUGACAGACAUCAAUAUGUCCAUUCUGUUCAAGAUUUUUUUUCUUAUUCAUAUACUGGAAGUUUUAUAUCAAAUGAAAUCAUUAAAAUAAUUGAAGAAAUUGGUCCAAAAAAAUUCAAAGCUGUUGUUUCAGAUGGUGCUAUUGCGAUGCAGCUGGCAAAAAGUCUUGUUGCUCAAAAAUAUCCUUAUAUUAUACCAAUUCGUUGUAUCGCUCAUCAUAUUCAACUAAUAGCGGUGGAUAUUAUUAAGAAAACUUCUUUUGGGUCGCAA